Gongylonema pulchrum is the source of this 1005-nucleotide messenger RNA. Lineage: Eukaryota; Metazoa; Nematoda; Chromadorea; Rhabditida; Gongylonematidae. The record is from the annotation of a GenBank genome assembly.
GACGAAAUAAUUGCUUAUUCAAAGGACGAUUCAAAAUGUGCUACACUCAUCACCAUACCAGAGGGCAAAGAAAAGAAACAGUUCAUAAGGGUAUUCGAUCAAAAAGAGCACAUUGAACUGUGCUGUGUUGAUGUAACAGCGCCAAAGAAACACGGCAUAAUACAUAAAGACGCUGAAUUUGGCGGUUUGAAAUGGUCAGAUGGCGGGGGACAUCUGCUGUAUACGGCUGAAAAAUUUGUCAAAAGAAAGGAAUAUUAUGAUGCGGAGCUGGAUUGGAGCAAUGAAGAAAAAUUCCUGGAAUCGAAUGUUGGUGAAAAGUACGAAUUAGUUGAAAGUUGGGGUGAGCAACUGCACGAUAUCCGUCAACCAGUCCUGUGUAUAUUUGAUGUGAUCAGCGGUAGCGUUACUGUGCUGGAUCACAUCCCGGACAGAAUUGCACCUCUUUUUAGUGUUUGGGCGCCCAAUGACGAAGGCAUUGUAUUUUUCGGAAUACGAAAUGACACUGUGAAACUGGGCAAGGUAUACUGCAAUAACAGAAGUGGGACGCUUUACUACUACGAAUUGAGCUCGGCAAAAUUGAUUCCUGUGAGCGAAGAAGAUGUGGCAAUCGAGCGGAUCACUUUUUCACCCGAUAACUCGAAAUUGGUCUACUUCCAACGUGAAGCUGGCGGGCCUCACAAUGCAACAGUCUCCUGUCAAGUGAGGAUGAGAUUUGCUUUCGCUGUUUCUAAACAUCUGAUUUUACUUCUACUAACCUACUUGGGCUUUAUUAAUAACGAUUUGUCUGUAGAUUCUUCGGAGCAGUUUCCCGGGUUGCAUGAUGUGCAAGUAGCCGAAAGAUGUAACCUGCAUGGGUGCUGGUCUGUUCUUGAUGUGUACGAAGAUUACCUAGUAGCAGUUUGUAGUGCUCCAGAUCGCCCACCAACUGUGCUUGUUGGACAUAUUCCGAAUUGUGGUGACGAAGAGAAGGUGAAUAUUUCUUGCGAUACUUCUCAUUCCUUUUGA